Molecule: messenger RNA, 1526 nt
Organism: Orbicella faveolata
Lineage: Eukaryota; Metazoa; Cnidaria; Anthozoa; Scleractinia; Merulinidae
Product: fibroblast growth factor receptor homolog 1-like
Biological process (GO): cell surface receptor protein tyrosine kinase signaling pathway; protein phosphorylation; multicellular organism development
Cellular component (GO): plasma membrane; signaling receptor complex
Molecular function (GO): ATP binding; transmembrane receptor protein tyrosine kinase activity
Source: RefSeq, a predicted model, not a curated record
CAUGGAGCAUGGGGGUGUGUCCUCUCAGAUCAUCCAUGUGGCUUAGUUUUAAAUAUUCCUGACUGUAGAGAGGGAGAUAUGAGUCCUGUCCAAGGACAUAACACCAUGAGAUUUUAGAUCCUGAAAGCGAAACAACUUAAAUUGGUGCGGCAACAUACCCACUAGCACGUCGCCUUCUCUAUGUCCCAAAUUUAUGUGGGAAUUUUUAUUUUCAAAUCAGGGACGGGUUCCAUGGCUCUGGAUGUCGAUGGAGGCUCUAAGAGGAACUAGCACAAGCAAGGGAGACGUGUGGUCCUAUGGAGUUGUUCUUUGGGAGAUAGUUACUCUCGGUGAACUGCCGUACAAAGGAGUGACAGGCGUGGUGGAACUUCAUGACCUGCUUCAAGAGGGUGCGAGAUUGCCAAAACCACCACAUUGUUCUGAUGAGCUUUAUAACGUCAUGUUACGAUGCUGGCAAAGGUCUCCCGAUGACCGUCCAUCCUUCGAGGACCUGCAUGCGAUACUCAAUGGAAUACUACAAGAGGAAGAGGAAUUUACAAGUAUUCUGAUGCUCUCUUUUUAAAAGUUACCAAACGGUUUAUGAAUGAAGUGCUGCCGUUUUAUGCGCUAACGUUAAUGUUUUUUUUUACUUUUUUUUUUCAUCCGUUUUUGUCUUAGAUAGAGAACGUACAUAAAUGUGACUUUCUACGAGGGCCAGGAGACAAAAAAUUACGAGGAAACCAAAUUGUAACUGCCUCACUGGUCACUUCAUCAGCGAGACCAGGAACUUGAUUUCGGACUGUUCACUGCCUUGCGUUACUUUGCUAUUAUGAUAAGGAAAGCUAAAAAUAGGUAUUCAUUGUAUAAACUAGAAAAACUACACUUUUAUGAGCAAAAUCUAUUGGUAUAAUUUAUACUCAAAGAAACUAAACUAAAAUUACUUAAUUAAAAAGAUAUAUAGUUAUUAAAAGGUAUUAUUUCUAAAGCUUGCUAUUUUGACGCAGUUUUGAAUGCAUAUAUCACGUGGCUAAGUUUAUUAAAAGCCUUUCUGUAAUGUCUUAGUCUGUCACCUAGAUAUCAUCUCAUGAUCAGAUGUUUUUUAGUUUUAGCUGUGGUAUAAGAAAUGUUUCAUGUUUCAAUUAUUUGUAACUAUAUAAAUAUAUAACUGUUGUAUCAAGAUAGAUAAAAAUGACGCACUAAAAAAAUUCCUAGCUCUUAAUUAAAUGUACAGCCUUUUUUCGUUUAUAUUAUUAUUGUAGAUUUCCUAACGUCUAACGUCUGAUAAAGCUUGUCUUAAGGGUGUACCUCGCGGAGCGUUGGCAAUAGUGAUAUUCCUAAAGGCGAGAACUUACCUUUAGGAUGCCGUCUUGAUGCGGUGGUAAAGCUUGCGUGUCAUAUCGUAAGUAAUUAUCAAUUUCACUGAAGAGAUUGUCAUCAUAAUCUCUUGUUGCACUUGUUUAUGAAAAUGUAUAUGAAAGGAUUAAUUUCAUAGACUAGUAGACUAAGUUCGGCUCAAUUUCGCGAUUAAAGCUAAUGUUAAUUGCUUA